GCCCCGGUUGCUGCGGUGAUGAUGGCGGCUCGGGAAGCGCAGGCCGCCGGAUCUGGCUGUGAGCUGGGGACGCGGGAGCGGCUGGCCAGCGGGAGCACCGUGGGAGACGAGUCAUCAGACAGCGAGGCCGAGCAUGAAUCCGCGCAGAAACUGAUCCGCAAAGUGUCCACCUCCGGCCAGAUCCGCAGCAAGGCUAUAAUAAAAGAAGGACUUCUGAUGAAACAGACAAGUUCAUUUCAGCGCUGGAAGAAAAGAUAUUUCAAGCUCCGAGGACGGACACUGUAUUAUGCAAAGAAUGCAAAGUCCAUCAUAUUUGAUGAAGUGGAUUUAACAGAUGCCAGUGUCGCAGAAUCCAGCACGAAAAAUGUUAACAACAGUUUUACGAUAAUUACGCCUUUCCGCAAGCUGAUCUUAUGUGCUGAAAACCGCAAGGAGAUGGAAGAUUGGAUCGCAGCAAUGAAAACUAUCCAGAACAGGGAUCACUUUGAGUCGACCCAGUACAGCAUGGAUCAUUUCUCAGGGAUGCACAACUGGUAUGCCUGCUCACACGCGCGGCCAACAUACUGUAAUGUGUGCCGAGAGGCCCUGUCCGGGGUCACGUCUCAUGGAUUGUCCUGUGAAGUGUGUAAAUUCAAAGCUCACAAACGCUGUGCAGUGAGAGCCACCAACAACUGCAAGUGGACAACGCUGGCCUCAAUUGCCAAAGAUAUAAUUGAAGAUGAAGAUGGGGUCUCAAUGCCACACCAGUGGUUGGAAGGCAACCUGCCUGUCAGCGCAAAAUGUACUGUCUGUGACAAAACAUGUGGCAGCGUUCUCCGCUUGCAGGAUUGGCGCUGCCUGUGGUGUAAGGCAAUGGUGCACACAGCCUGUAAAGACAUGCUUCCCAUAAAAUGCCCUCUGGGGCAGUGUAAAGUUUCCGUUAUUCCUCCAACUGCACUCAACAGUAUAGACUCUGACGGGUUUUGGAAAGCAACGUGCCCACCAUCAUGUACCAGUCCGCUUCUUGUGUUUGUGAACUCUAAGAGCGGAGAUAACCAGGGGGUGAAGUUCUUAAGGAGAUUCAAGCAGUUACUGAACCCGGCUCAAGUGUUUGACUUGAUGAACGGAGGCCCGCAUCUUGGUUUGAGGUUGUUCCAGAAGUUUGACACAUUUCGAAUCCUUGUGUGUGGUGGAGACGGCAGUGUUGGAUGGGUGCUGUCUGAAAUCGAUAGCCUUAAUCUCCACAAGCAGUGCCAGAUGGGAGUUCUACCUUUGGGUACUGGCAAUGACCUGGCACGUGUGCUGGGGUGGGGUUCGGCCUGCGAUGAUGACACACAGCUCCCUCAAAUCCUGGAGAAACUGGAGCGAGCAAGUACAAAAAUGCUGGAUAGAUGGGGUAUCAUGGUUUACGAGACAAAAGUUCCACGACACUCCUCAUCUUCAAUAGGGACAGAGGAUUUCAGCGACGAUUUAGAGGUACAGCAGAUUUCAUUCUACGAGGAUUCAGUUGCUGCGCACCUGUCAAAAAUCCUGACAUCAGACCAGCAUUCAGUGGUAAUAUCAUCAGCAAAAGUGCUUUGCGAAACAGUUAAAGAUUUUGUUGCCCGGGUUGGGAAGGCUUAUGAAAGGACGACAGAGAACUGGGAAGAAUCUGAGACUAUGGCAAGGAAGUGCUCUGUGCUAAAAGAAAAACUGGACUCACUGCUUAAAACACUCAGUGAUGAAUCCCAGGCGGCAUCAUCCUUACCAAACCCACCGCCAACAAUUGCAGAAGAACAGGAAGAUGGCGAAACAACCAGUAUGAUGUGCGACCUUACUGAGGACAGGCCAGCCUGUUCCCCCAGGCCACAGAUAUUCCGACCGAGAGAGCAACUCAUGCUACGAGCAAAUAGCUUGAAGAAGGCGAUACGACAGAUCAUAGAACACGCAGAGAAAGCUGUGGAUGAACAGAAUGCACAGACACAGGAUCAGGAAGGUUAUACCUUUGGUCCUUGUUCUGAGGAAGAAAGAAGAGAAUCCCAAAAUGAAGACAAGAUCUCACUGCACUCCUCAUAUAGCUCUAACAUUAGAGGAAAGGUCUACCGGAAAGUGCCAAAAUCUCCCUGUGAGAGGAGGAUCAGUAAAGGAAGCUUAUCUAUUGGCAGCUCCUCCUCACUUCCUACUCCAACAGGAAAUCGAGACAACUUGCCAAUGCUUAACUCCAAGAUUCUUUACCCAAGUUUACGAGCUGGAUUGGCUGCUUCUUUGGCUGGAGGAUCUGUCAUCAGCAAAAUGUUAUUUGUCCAUGCUGACACUGUGAACUCGGAACCUGAUAUUCUAAAUGGGUACACAGAAAAGUGUGUAAUGAACAAUUACUUUGGUAUCGGAUUGGAUGCAAAAAUUUCUCUUGAUUUCAACAACAAACGGGAUGAACAUCCAGAAAAAUGCAGGAGUCGUACAAAAAACAUGAUGUGGUAUGGGGUUCUUGGAACCAAGGAGCUGCUGCACAGAACCUACAAAAACCUGGAGCAGAAAGUACUGUUAGAGUGUGAUGGACAGCGCAUCCCCUUGCCCAGUCUGCAGGGCAUUGCAGUGCUAAACAUCCCCAGCUAUGCUGGUGGCACUAACUUCUGGGGCGGAACCAAGGAAGAUGAUAUUUUCACAGCUCCCUCUUUUGAUGAUAAGAUCCUGGAGGUGGUGGCUGUGUUUGGCAGUAUGCAAAUGGCAGUCUCACGAGUUAUCAACCUGCAACACCAUCGAAUUGCUCAAUGUCGUGCUGUAAAGAUCACAAUCCUCGGUGAUGAAGGAGUACCAGUGCAAGUGGAUGGAGAAGCCUGGAUCCAGCCCCCUGGUUACAUCAAAAUUAUUCACAAGAACCGUGCACAGAUGCUGACCAGAGAUAGGGCUUUUGAGAGCACCCUCAAGUCUUGGGAAGACAAGCAAAAAUGUGAACUACCUCGCCCAUCCUCCCAACAUGCCUUGCAACCUGAGAUCGUUUCAGAAGAAGAAGCUGCUGAGAUCAAUCAGUUUGGCCGAGCGGCUGGAACGCUCAUCCACAGGAUUCGGGAGACAGCACAGCUGCAUCACACCAUGGAGCAGGAGCUUGCGCACGCAGUAAAUGCCAGUGCCAAAUCAAUGGACAAAGUUUACGCAAAAUCGAAAACAACUGAGGGCCUGAGUUGCAGUCUGGUGAUGGAAAUGGUCAACAAUGGGAAAGCCCUGCACAAUGAGACCGAGCUCCUAUUGGCUGGCAAAAUGUCACUGCAGUUGGAUCCACCUCAGAAGGACGAACUCACUGGGGCUCUGGCUAAUGUGGACAUGCAGCUUCGAAAACUGGCAGAGAUCCCCUGGCUGUACCAGCUCAUUGAACCAAGUGAUGAUGAAAGCCAGUUGUUGGAAUAUUCCAAGCGUACUCGCAGUGCCAAAUUCCGCCUUGUGUCAAAAUUAAAAAAAGAGAAAAACAACAAGAAUAAGGAAACCAGGGGGAAUAUGGGAUUACCAGGUGGCGCUGCUCUUCGCUUUCCCACAGUGCAUCAGUGGGGUACUGAGGAGGUGGCAGCCUGGUUAGAGCAUCUUAGCCUGUUCGAGUACAGAGACAUCUUCAUCCGGCACGACAUCCGUGGCUCAGAGCUCUUGCAUCUGGAGAGGCGAGACCUGAAGGACUUGGGGAUAGCGAGAGUGGGCCACAUGAAGCGAAUCCUACAUGGGAUCAAGGAGUUGAGCCGGAAUACUCCUGUCAGCGAAGUGUGAUGUACGUGUUCAACUCCUGUGUAUACAGAGCUACCUAAACCUCCAGCCCAUUGCAUAGAGGAUGAGAGAGGCUCACCUUUGGCUGUAUGUGUAAGCCUCACUAUCAACUAGUCGGAGGGUGUUGACCUUGGAGCAGCUAACAGAUAUCAAAAUAAUAAAAGACCUGAUACAUAAUCUCUCACCCAAUAGAAAAAAAGGAGUGAGGCUUAUCCAAUUAAACUAAUGCUGCAUUCAAGUUAAAAACCUGUCAAAUCAGAAUUGAAGUUACCUCAAGCAAGUAUCCAGUUAGGUUGAAUUUUACUCUGAAGCACACCUAGGAGUAAAGCUGAAUGUGAUUGGUCUAAAAUUCCACAAUGAUCCCAAUGAAGAGGAAUCAUGAUCCUUCGACAUAGGAAUGUACUGCACACCAGUGACUUAAUCUCAGAAGCUCUUCACAAAAGGGACAAAACAUCUCUUUUUUAUAUAAUGGUAACCUAAUGAAACUGUAAUUGGGACAGAACCUGUAGUAACUCACACCUGCAGACAUUAACUGAACCUUUUCAGAUUGUGAUCCGUUGAAGUGACGGUUGUGGGUUGAGCAUGGAGCCCUACAUUUCUCUCUCAUCCCAGGAUCUAUCCACACACCUUUUGCAAACUACCAACUCGAAGAACAUGGAAGUGCUAUUACAAUGUCUUCCUGCAUUAGUUGCCCUCAAAACCCUUGCUGUUGACAUGUUGUUUCUCAUUCCCUAGGUGACUCAGAGACAUUGAUGUGCUUCAGAGCGACAGGAAGCAACGUCAGGCUCGUGCGUGUGUCCCAGGCAGUGCAGCAUUUAGAAUAUCACAGUCUUCUAACUGGUUUUAGAGCCAGUAUAACUCUUCAACAAUAGUGAAACACUCUCAAGUAGUCUUGCAUGAUACAGUCCGGGAGUAUCAAAGAUAUAUGAGAAUCAGCCCAGGAGCCUUUAGGAUUUGUGAGAGUCAGUCUUGGAGAGUUUGUAUGUGUGAGAGUCAGUCUUGGAGAGUCUGUAAGAGUCAGCCUUGGGGAAGUCUGUAUGUGUGAGCGUCAAUCUUGGGAGUUUAUAGAAUGUGAGAGAGUCAAUCCUGGAGUGUCCGGGGUGUGUGAGGGUCAGGUCUGGAGUCUUCGGGAUGUGUGAGAGUCGGUUCUGAAUGAGAUAUGUGACAGUCAGUCCUGGAGUAUUUGGGAUGUGUGUUUGUGAGUCCUAAAAAAGAAAGACUUGCUUUAGUCUAGCAUUUUUUAUGAUCUCAGGAUAUCCCAAAUCCCAUUAGACCUCUUAAAAUAAAAGGUCUACCAUUUAAGACAGAGAUGAGGAGAAACUUUUUCUCUCAAAGGCUUGUAACUAUGUGGAGUUCUCUUCCCAGAAAGUAAUGGAGACCGGGUCAUUGAAUUUACUCAGGCAGUAUACAGAUUUUUUGAUAGAUGGGGGAGUCAAGUGUUAUGGGGGGAAGACGGCAAAGUGCAGUUGAGACCACAACCAGAUCAGCCAUGAUCUUAUUGAAUGGCGGAGCAGGCUCGAAGGGCUGAAUAGCCUACUCCUGCUCCUAAGUCCUAUGUUUUUAAAGACAGUGAGGUUCUUUUGAAGUGUAGUCACUGUGUAACUUAAGAAAUGCACACAGAAAGCUCCCCACAAAAAAACAUUGUGAUAUUCACCAGUCAGUCUGUUUUUAGCAUUGUUGGUUGAGGGAUACAUGUUGUCCAGGACACUGGAGAGAGCUCUCCUGUUCUUCUUCAAAUAAUGCUAUGGGACCUUUCACGUACUCCUGAGAGGACAAACUGGUUUAACAUCUCAUCCGGAAGCCAGCACCUCUGACAGUGUAGCAUUCCUUCAGUACUGCCAGAAUGCUACUUACUGAGCCACGGCUGACAGCCACAGGAUGCGAGACUGAAUUCUGGAGUAUUUGGAAUGUACGAGAGUGCACCCAGGAGUAUCUGGGAUGUGAGAGAGUGAAUCCUGGAGUGUCUGGGAUGAGAGAGAGUGAAUUCUGGAGUAUUUGGGAUGUGAGAAAGUGAAUCUUGGAGUAUUUAGGAUGUACGAGAGUGCAUCCUGGAGUUUCUGGAAUGUGAAGGAGUAGUGCUGCAGUGUUUGGGACAUGUGAAGAACCAAGCAAAAUAUGUGUCCAAAAUCUUCAGGGAUUCUGAUUCUGUUGCGUACAGCACACAGAAAUAUUCCUCAUCAUGAGGUGGCUGUUGCCCUUGAUUUUGGAGGCAUCUCUUCACGCACAACUUGCCCUAAGGAUUGCAACACCUUUGCCAGUUCAGUGUUGGAAGUCAUUGUGAUUUAUAAGAAAACAGGUUGACCUCAAGAUUUUAGGUCACAAUGCAUUUCCUUCAAAAUUUGUUUGCCAAGUAUUUUUUUUAAUGUCUAAUCUUUCUGCAGUUUUGCACAUCCCUCAGCUUGUAAGAAGAGAACUGGCAGAGAACUCAUCUCAGCACCCCUGAUAUACUGUACUCUCUUCAUUUAAUUCACUCUAUUGCUUGGGGCAUCUCCAAACCACUGAUUCUGAUCCUUGUAUUUUAAAUCCUUCCAUGACUCUGUUUAUUCCUAUUUCUGUAUCCUUCUCCACUUCCAAACUCACCAUUCCUAUUACUCUAGCCUCAUGUGCGUGCAUUCCAUCCCAAACCCAUUCAUGCAACACUGGUGCCCAUGCCUACAGCUUCCAGGUCAUAGUCACUGGAGUUCCCUGUCCAGAUAUACCCUCAUCUCCUGUAAGAGCUUCCUUAAUACUGAUCUCUCCAAUAAAGCUUUUGGUCCCUCCUUAAUUACCUUUUCCUUUACAUUGUUGUUUCUUCAUUUCCAUGCACCUCUUCGAGCAUCUUGGGACAUAUUUUCCACCCUGGCAAUGCGACAUAAAUACAAGGGUAGCCAGCUGCUCUUGAGUUCAUCAUUUCUCUGAUUAACCAACUUGGCUCCUUAAUACUUGAUUCUCAUGUACUAUUCCUAGAUACUUUUCAUAUCUGAGUUAUCCCAGAUCAUUCAUCCCACACACAUCACCAGCCUUGAUCCAGAAACUGUCAUUAAUAAACUCCUAUCUCUCUACUCUACUAAACUCAUUCAGUUAGAAAUAAUGCUCACUUACCUGCCUGUUCUUGCAAGUUUAGGCUCACUUUGGCUAAGUGCGAACUCCUAUUCAGGUCAAGCAUACGUCCUUAGCUUCUCACAGCAGAAAUGUACACUUAUCAGCUUCGCAGUCAGUCUGUCUUUGGCAGUGUAACCCCAGCUACCUGCAACCCGUUCAAGUCUAGGCAAUCGAUGUGAGUAACCAACCAAUAGGACAUAAUAGCUGAACCCAAUAUUGUCCUUGCCUAAUGCCCAUGUCACAAUUUGGGCUGCCUUUUAUUAAUAUGAUGUUGUCAUUAAAGCAAAAAUUAGCUUUCAUAAGGAACCUGGCAUAUUCCAUUGAAACUUGACCACUUGUAUUAAUAGUUGGGAUAGCAUUUCCACACAGUGGCACAUGGAUCCUUCUGCUGUUGUAGUUUCUGCAGCCACAGCCUUCCCAAUGUGUGCUUCACAUCUCAGUGCCUAGCAGAAGACCCCACAGAUGGAGGCCAUGUGUCUCAGACUAAGAACUAUUAUUCAUCAACUUUUAAAAAUAAAUUAUACAAAAGCAAGUAUAAAUUUGCAAAUUAGAUAAAAACAUAUUUUAUAUUAUUCAUAAAACAGAGUAACAAGAAUCUUUUGAGAAUCUAUAUAUUGACAGAGUUCAGUCUCUCUGCAGCAACUCACCCAUGUGAUAGAACAGCAGGAACUGAACUGAAGAAGGAGGACAGUCUUGUUGUAUUUAUCCCAGAUUCAGACAGUAUCUGUCAAUCAGAAAUCAGAACAAAGACACAGUAGAAGAAUCCUGUCAUCUCACUUUGUUUCCUAUAACUUGGUUGGUUCUAACACAGUCUAUAUGCAUAUCCCUCCACCAACCUAUUAACCUAUCAGUCCACAUACUAUCAUCUAGCCUUAUCACUCCACCCCACUAUCACCUUCUCAACAAAUCAACCUUUGCUAUCUUCCUAAUUUCUAACCACGUCCCUCCCCUUACUACCCACAGUCUCAUGAUGUACCUCUACCCCACCUACUACCUCUAACAUAUCAUCCCAUUUUACCCAUACACCUUGCCCACGUAACUUAAUCCCUUUUCUCUCUUUGGAGACGCAUAUCUCUGUUGACUCUAUUUGCCUUUUGAGUUCCAGACUCAUUAUUUGGAUAGAACAGUUUCUCUAAUUCUCCUUACUGCUAACUUCCAUGUUUUUCUAACAUUGACUGCCAGUGUCUCUGUGCCCCAGUAAUGGUACAGUGCAUAUGUGUUCAUCUUCUCCCUUCAGAAAUUUAUUUGAGUCAUUCAUUCUGCUGCUCUUGAAUAUUUUCUACUGAAUUGCCACAUCAGUGAUCUCUGUUGCUGUAAACGGAGGUGCCAUAAUUGAAAACAAAACAUAAACGGGGUAAGGAUGCUGAGUUUAAUAUGUGUUGGUUUCACUCUCAUUCCAGCUCCACCCUGUAAAUUCAUCACUUUUAUUCAGAGGUGGUAACUUUUGUGUGGCAAUACAGAUUGCUGUAUUGUACAAAUAGUGUGUUUUUUAUACCCUGAGUCACCUCUUGGGGAAAAAAAUGCCAUGUAAAGGAUGGUUAAGGAUCAAACUAUUUCUCACAUUGAUUUUGAUUAUUUGGGCAAAGGGAAAAAUCAGAUCAUUGCGGCAAACACAAAAACAUCACAGUCAUUAAAGAAGUAGAGACAGUGUUGGGGUAAGAGAGACUAUGUUAAAGCAGUGAUAUAGUGUUAGCAAUGAAAUGGUAGAUUAUUGGGGUGACUGUUUUAACAGAGAAAGCUACAUGGUGCAUUAAUGGAGAGGCAAAGUAGUAAUGAAGGGUGAUGACACAUUAAGGGAAACACGGUGGGCUGAAUUCUCAUUCAUGAUCCUAACUGAAAUGGAAUGUCUGUGAUUCCCCACUGAAAUGAGAUGGUAGUAGUAGGACCAGGGAAUCAUUGCUAACAGCCUUGAAGUCCGCCAAUGCAAGGGGAAGGCCAUGGGCAGCCUCCUCUGCGUCCAUUCAGGCUUCAUUUAUCUUUGUUGCAGCAGGAAUUCAAUCAGAAGCCCACCAUACAUAUCAGAUGACCUGCCAAACUAGGAAAUGGUUUGGAUUUAGGACAGAAUUAGAGGGGUAGGCAGGAUUCCCACCCAGCUAAAUCUAUGUCCCAGAGAGAAGAAAAUAAAUGACUGAUUAGAGCAACACUGCAUUAAUAGAGAGAGAGGCAAAUGGGAUAGUGGAGAAACAUGGUACUUAAACAGAGAGAAAGAGAUGCUGAAUUAACAGUCCUCUUGUUUUAAGAGAUAUAUUGUGAUGCAGUGAAGUCUGGGCAAUUAUGCUUCCUGCUAGUAGUACCUGUUGGAUGUAAAAUGCUUUUACAGCUUUUAAUACUUAAAUCAACAGUAACUAUUUGACAUUUAUAGAGAUUGCACUUCCAUUCAGAGAGAGGCCGUGGGUUUCUGUUGAAAGGAGUCCGUAACUCUGUUUAACAGGAGACUGUGGCUCUGCUCAAUGGGAGAUUGAGGUGCUAUUUAAAGGAAGAUUUCAGUUCUGUUCAAAGGGAGAUCACGGCUCACUGUCCACAGAGAAACCACUGCUCUAUUUGAAGGCACUUCCUCAGGACUGUUGAUGUUUUUGUGUCUUGGUUAGCCAGCAAAAGAGCUAGCCCGAGACUCCAAGCUUGACACAGGUAAAUGCAGGUUUCACUGCACCUCUGCCUUAACUCGCCAAGUGACAGAAUUCCUUGUUAUUUACCUCACUCUCUGGAACACUUUUGUUUAGAGAGCACCCAAUGGAUUGGGUUCUCUAGGUUCUGUCUCUCCAUGAGGUCUGCAUGUUGUAUUUAUUCUUAAUUUAUAUAUAAAUAUGGUUGUGACUGUAUUUUUGUACAUAUUAAUUGUCAAUCGAUGUAUAUAUUUCCUGUAAAUACAAUGGGAUUGAAUCCAGCUUCCAGUAAAAUGUUUUUUUCUCAGUU
Molecule: messenger RNA, 9699 nt
Organism: Carcharodon carcharias (great white shark)
Lineage: Eukaryota; Metazoa; Chordata; Chondrichthyes; Lamniformes; Lamnidae
Product: diacylglycerol kinase delta-like
Exons: 30
Coding region: 19-3708 (1229 amino acids)
Biological process (GO): lipid phosphorylation; diacylglycerol metabolic process; intracellular signal transduction
Molecular function (GO): protein homodimerization activity; protein heterodimerization activity; ATP-dependent diacylglycerol kinase activity
Source: RefSeq, a predicted model, not a curated record